Salvelinus fontinalis (brook trout) is the source of this 2911-nucleotide messenger RNA. RefSeq lists its product as uncharacterized. The transcript has 2 exons. Lineage: Eukaryota; Metazoa; Chordata; Actinopteri; Salmoniformes; Salmonidae. Gene Ontology annotation, molecular function: DNA-binding transcription factor activity; DNA binding. The coding region runs from base 598 to 1764 and encodes 388 amino acids. The record is from RefSeq and is a predicted model, not a curated record. Gene Ontology annotation, cellular component: nucleus. Gene Ontology annotation, biological process: regulation of DNA-templated transcription; circadian rhythm.
GGUUGAAGAGCAUAGGUCUAUUGGAAAUCUGCAGGGGGAGUGAGAGGAAGCCAGAGCUGGCAAUAUUACUUAAUUGUUACGAAAGGAUGGGCUAGCGAGUUCAGUUGAUGAGCAGGAUAAUGUUGUGAGCUUUCCCUUGCGGGGUGGGUCUUGGCAUGGAGAGAGGCGGUCUCAGUGAGCGCACCACACAUACGCGGCCCAUUGGUUCAAGUGAGGAUAGGAAACGUCCUCGACUGAACUUCACCGGGAAAGAAACAAAUAGGAGCUGCAGCAAUCCAAGUGGAGCAGAAACGAGAGACACAAGGUGUCAGAGAGACUAGUAGCCUAAUAUUGAGUAGGCUAACUGUAGCCUACACCGUGCAGGAAACAAAGUAUCCUGUGUAUUCGAUGACCCAGUGCUGAAUCGAAGCUGCUGAAUUAUUACGAUCGCUCUGUUACAUUCUGACACGUUUCUUUAACUGAAAGAUCGGUGCUUUUCUGAGACAACGAGAAUCCAACUCAAGGUGGGGCUAUUGCAACAAUUUCCCGCCAUACCAUUCCACGACACUGGAUUUUGAGACACUAUCUGAAGAACAGAAAAUCUCAACACAGCAAACCAUGAGUGUGACCAGUGAGAUGUUUGAAGAAGAUUCUCAAGACAUGAGGGAGCAGAGUGGUGGGGAAUCCAGUGCUGCACCUGGUGGGACCCUGUCCUUCACAGACGAGGCUGUGUCCAUCCUGACCUCCAGCAGCCUGCUGGCCCGCUCUCUGCUAGGACGCACCUCUGCUCUGAAGCACACCAAUGACCCGCCCGCCUCUGGGAACCCCCUCAGACGGAAGCGUGAGUUCAUCCCCAGCGAGAAGAAGGAUGACGGCUAUUGGGACAAGCGCAAGAAGAACAACGAGGCGGCCAAGCGCUCCAGGGAGAAGCGCCGUGUCAACGACAUGGUGGUGGAGAAUCGCGUGCUGGCGCUGCUGGAGGAGAACGCACGUCUCAGGGCCGAGCUGCUGGCUCUCAAGUUCCGCUUCGGCCUGGUCAAAGAUCCCUCCAACACACCCAUCCUGCCCCUCCCCGCAGCCCCCUGUGCUCCACAGACCUUGGCUCCACACUACUAUCUGAACAGUGGACCAGGGAGCCACCCUGCUGCCCCCGGGGGCCAGUUCAGCAUGCAAGGCUCCAGGGACGCUGCCAGCAUGUCAGAGGACUCUGGGUUCUCCACCCCUGGCAGCUCCAGUUUAGGGAGCCCCCUCUCCUUUGAGGACCGACUGAGUGAUCAUGGCAAACUGUCCCCACACAGAGCAGAGGAGCUGGGCUACGAGCUCCACCACUCCCCUGCAGAGGCCCAGGUGCACCACAGUGGACACUUCCCUGGGGAGCUCUCCAGAGUGAUGAUGGGGAAAGUGGAGUCUGGGGAGGGCAUAAAGAACUUUCCUCACAAAAUGCGCUUCAAGAUCCUCAGCAGUGGAGAGGACAACAGGCACAGCCCCAUACAGUCAAUGGGAGCAAGAGACGGUCCCCGGGAGGCAGCCAGCGGACACAUCAUGUUGGGUGGAGCUGAGGGGGCAGGAGUCUGGCCACAUAAGCAGGAGGGAGAGGAGACCCGGAGGGGGCGACAACAGCAAGAGUCCACUCAGUAUGGCCAACCUACACCCCCACAGAGCCAGACAGAGUCUCAUUAUCAUACAGAGAACAAUGUCCUCAAGUCCCACCUCAGCUCACUCAGUGAAGAGGUGGCCCAGCUCAAGAAGCUGUUCUCAGAGCAGCUGCUGGCUAAAGUGAACUGAGCCCAGGACUGGGUUAGUGGAUGCUCGGUGAACUGUCCCAUCCCAGAAGAGGAAGCUCAAUCUGAGCUAGCAUACUAACAUAAGCACAUACACAUGGUGAAAAUGAGAUAGAGGGAAACAGAGACUCUAAACACAACAGUACCUUGGCACACUGAGCUGCUAGGGUGACAAACCAAUGGCCUGGGCAAACUGGACUAUGAGCCACCCCAACUCCUCAAUUCCAACUUUACCUUUGUAUUUUUACCCUCUACUUUUGAGUUGUCCUGAUUUUCUACUCCUAAAUCCUAAACUCCAAGACUCCUUAUCUCCGCCUCAAUUGAGAACAGUUUCUGUAACAAGUCCCAUCAUCACCUUAUGAAAGCACAAAGCUAUAUGUGUUGGUUAACUUGUGGCCCUCUGCCUCAUACACUGUGAGACCCUCAAAAACACUCUGACACAAGAGGACACUGCCUCACCUCUCCAGAGGAUACUGUAUUAUUGACUGUAAUCUCCACUCUGCAUGUACAACAAUGCUGCUUCUCAAGGUCUCACAACCACAGACAAAGCAAUGUCAGUGAUUGAGACAUUGAGGUGAACUGGUGCUGAACUAAUGUACACUGUAAUUCAACUGGAGCUUCAACAAACUCAUUAUUAGUGCUGUGGUAUUGGCACUAAUUGGUUUUGAAUAUGCAUGAGGAAAGAACACCACAUUCUUUUAAACUGUAAACACAACCAUAGAAAGGACACUGAGGACAGAUAACCUGAAAGGUGAUGGUCUCCAGUCCCUGAAUGGGAACUUUGAACUAUUGUCAUCUCUUUAAAGUAUUGCAACACAAUGGAUUUUGGAUAAUGACAAUUGGAAAUCAACUAAUACUCUAUCAUUCCAUUGCACAGUCAACAGCAUAGCUGUGAGGACAGACACACACCAUGUCAAUCAUUGAAAUGUGAUAUGCUUCAUGUAGGACAACACACUGUGUCUGGCAACUAGUGAAAGUGUUUUCAUGUCUCAGUUGAAUACUUUUCGUUAGCCUUGUCCAAAGAAUACAUGGCCUGUGUAUUUACUAGACAUGCACUGUAAACUGUAUUUAGGUGAUGAAAAUAUUUGUUGUUAUGUGAAUAUCUGUAUGAAAAUACAUUUUUGUACUUGUGAAUAAAUCUUUGAAAUAAA